This is a messenger RNA of Phyllostomus discolor (pale spear-nosed bat), 2049 nucleotides long. It is a transcript of the gene GIPR, whose product is annotated as gastric inhibitory polypeptide receptor. Lineage: Eukaryota; Metazoa; Chordata; Mammalia; Chiroptera; Phyllostomidae. Gene Ontology annotation, molecular function: G protein-coupled peptide receptor activity; peptide hormone binding; gastric inhibitory peptide receptor activity. Gene Ontology annotation, cellular component: plasma membrane. The record is from RefSeq and is a predicted model, not a curated record. Gene Ontology annotation, biological process: adenylate cyclase-modulating G protein-coupled receptor signaling pathway; cell surface receptor signaling pathway. Bases 74 to 1483 code for a protein of 469 amino acids. The transcript is spliced from 13 exons.
GCCCCCCGACCCUCCAGGCCGGCUGCCCCCGCGUGACCUGACCCUUCGCCGCCCAUGCGCCGCCGCCCGCACCAUGCGGAGCUGUCCGCCCUGGAGGCUGCUGCUGCUGCUGCUGCUGCUCUCGCUGUGGGGGCCGCUGCUCCACAGGGCGGAGACAGGCUCUGAGGGGCAGACGGCGGGGGAGCUGUACCAGCGCUGGGAACGCUACCGCUGGGAGUGCCAGGAGACGCUGGAAGCCGCGGGGCCCCCAGCAGGCCUCGCCUGUAAUGGGUCCUUCGAUAUGUACGUCUGCUGGGACUACGCCGCGCCCAACACCACUGUCCGUGCGUCCUGCCCCUGGUACCUGCCCUGGCACCGUCACGUGGCUGCAGGCUUUGUGCUUCGCCAGUGUGGCAGUGAUGGCCAGUGGGGACCUUGGAGAGACCAUUCUCAGUGUGAGAACCCAGACAAGAAUGGGACCUUCCAGGACCAAAGGCGGAUCUUGGAGCGGCUACAGGUGGUUUACACCGUGGGCUACUCCCUGUCCCUGGCCGCACUGCUGCUAGCCCUGCUCAUCUUGGGUUUCUUCAGGCGGCUGCACUGCACUCGCAACUACGUCCACAUCAACCUGUUCAUGGCGUUCAUGCUGCGGGCGGCAGCCAUCCUCACCCGGGACCGGCUGCUGCCUCCGCCGGGCCCCGCCCCUGGGGGCCAGGCCCCUGUUCUGUGGAACCGGGCUAUAGCCACCUGCAGAACAGCCCAGAUCGUGACCCAGUACUGCGUGGGCGCCAGCUACACGUGGCUACUGGUGGAGGGCAUUUACCUGCACAGCCUCCUGGUGCUCAUGGGAGGCCCCAGUGGGGGUCACUUCCGCUGCUACCUGCUCCUCGGCUGGGGGGCCCCCGCGCUUUUCGUCAUUCCCUGGGUGAUCGUCAGGUACCUGUACGAGAACACGCAGUGCUGGGAGCGGAACGAGGUCAAGGCCAUUUGGUGGAUCAUACGCACCCCUAUCCUCCUGGCCAUUUUGAUUAAUUUUUUCAUCUUUAUCCGUAUUCUUGGCAUACUCGUGUCGAAGCUGAGGACACGGCAGAUGCGCUACCGGGACUACCGGUUGAGGCUGGCUCGCUCCAUGCUGACGCUGGUGCCCUUGCUGGGUGUCCACGAGGUGGUGUUUGCUCCCGUGACGGAGGAACAGGCCCGGGGCCACCUGCGCUUCGCCAAACUGGGCUUUGAGAUCUUCCUCAGCUCCUUCCAGGGCUUGCUGGUCAGCUUCCUCUACUGCUUCAUCAACAAGGAGGUGCAGUCGGAGAUCCGCCGUGGCUGGCACCGCUGCCGCCUGCGCCGCAGCCUCGGCGACGAGCCGCGCCAGCCCCCGGAACAUGCCUCUUCGACCCUGCCGUUGGGCUCGGGAUCCCGCCAGAUCGCAACUGGCCACACCCUGUCCUCAGGGAACCUUCCAGGGCCUGGGGAUGAGGCUGGCCAGGCCUUGGAAAGUUACUGCUAGGCGGCGGGAUUCCUGCGACCGUUCAGUUAGCAUGUAUUCAUUGAGUGUCCACUGUGUACCCUGCCCCUUGUGGAGGGCGCUGGGGAAAUGGGGGCUGGGUGGGGGGAGGAAACAGAAGACAAGGUCCCUACUCUAGAGUACACAACUGAGUGGGGGGAAGCAGACCGUGAAGACAGUACAAGUUAUAUAUACACUGUGGAAUGGCUUACGCAGAAAAAUUAGAAGGGUGCCUAGGGUGGUCAGGGAAGGCAUCUCUGAGGAGGUGACAUUUAAGCCACGAUUACAAGCGGUGAAGGAGACAGCUUUGGAGAGAACUGGCAGGCAAGAUUCUAGGCAGAAGGAACAGCACCUGCAGAGGCGCUAGGGCAGGAAGGAGCUUGGCCUUGUGAACAGAGGUGGCUUUCACGGCUGGAGUGGAGAUGAGUCAGAGCCAACAAAUGCAGACAGUGGGCAGGGGUACAAGAGUUGGGAUUUAUUCCAGGUGCACUGAAAAUUCUUAGCAGGAGCGUCUCAUGGGCUAAUGUAUUUUUAAUUUAUUUAAUUUAUUUAUUUUUAGAGGGGAAGGG